AUGCUGGCAUUUAUGGGGAAGGAGCAGAGGUGGCGAUUUGGGGAACGACCUUCCCGGUGGUCCCUGAGCCUUCCUGACACAGCGCUCCUAGAAGAUGACUUCCAGUUCAUCCUUUGCGAGGGCUGCCGGCAGGAAUCACCCAACCUCAAGCUCCUCACCUGCCUCCACACCUUGUGCCUCGGUUGCCUGAGCAAAAACAAGCCCCUUGGGCAGUGCCCCGUGUGCCAGACAGCCUUCCCGCAGGCCAGUGACAUCCCCGACACAGACAACCUGCUCUUCGCCAGCCUGCAGGCCCGGCUCAAGGUCUACAAGAAGAUCGUUGAUGGAGUUGACUUGUUCUGCGACAACUGCAAGGAAGCCAGCGAGUUCUGGUGCUCUGAGUGCGAGGAGUUCCUCUGCACCAAGUGCUUCCAGGCCCACCAGCACUACCUGAAGAGGGAGAACCAUGAAGCCAAGAUGCUGAUGGACAUCAGGGCAGGGUCUGCUAAGGACUUCGUCAAGGGCACCAGGAGGACCGGUCAUUUGUCCUGCUCCAACCCGACCCACACGAGCGAGACUGUAAGCACCUACUGCGGGAAGUGUGAGAAGCCCCUGUGCUGCUCGUGCACGCUGCUGGACAGCCACCAUGCCCCCUUCUGCGACAUCCGCAGCGAGACCCAGCGCAGGCAGGAGGAGCUGGGCAUCAUGAGCCAGGAGCUGAAGCAGAAGAGAAGCAGCUUCGAGGCCACCUACGCGGCGCUGCAGGAUGAGGCCGUCCGGCUGGAGCAGGUGCAGCAGGAGAUGCGGGAGCUGAUCCGGCAGCGCGUGGAGCAGCUGGUGCGGCUGAUCCGGCAGGAGGAAGAGGAGCUGCUGGGGCUGGUGGAGGCGCAGCAGGAGCAGGGCCGGCAGGAGGUGGUGAGGGAGCUGCAGCGCGUGGAGGGGGUGCUGCGGCGGAUGGAGGCGGGCGAGCGGCUGGUGGAGAAGAUGAGCCUCUACGCCACGGAGCAGGAGGUGAUCCCCUGCGCCAGGCGCUCGGUGGGGCAGCUGCAGCAGCGGCAGCCACCAGCGACCGGGGACCGAGCGCAGCCCGGGGACUUGGCCGAGUGCAGAGCCAGGCUGCAGGCGCUGGUGGAGCGCGUCACGGGGCACCCAGGUACCUCCACUCCCCAGCACGACUCCCCGUCCGAAGACGAGACCACCCUGAUCCUCGACCUCGAGCCUCCCGGGGAGCAUUGCCAACCGCACGGAGGUCUCCCCGCGGGGCUUCCCGCCCACCAGCAGCCCUGCGCCCCUGUGUCAGACUCCUCCAGCGGCAGAGGACGCGUGAGCAUCCAGGACUCUCUGGCCUCCCUGCAGGAAGAUUUUGGUGGCUGGGCCAGGUCCAACAUGCAGCAGGCGAAUGAGCUCCUGAAGAUCGGCGAUCGCCUCCUGCAAGCUCAGCGCAGGGCAAACAGGCACAUGGUGUCCGUGACCCGGGAGAUCCGGGCCAUGUCCCACUCCCUGGCCACCAUCGCCUCUGCUGUCUCCACCUCUGCAAAGAGGAAGAAAGUCCAAAAUGCGAAUGUCGUGACGCCGCCGGUGAAGGUGAUAAAAGUUGCAGACAAUGACAACGGGUGGAAACGGAUGGUGCCAGAGCAGCCAAGCUGGUUGGACCAGCCUGGGACCAGCUGUUCGGUGCCCCCCAUGACUCUUGCCAGGGAGGACAACCUGCUGGAAGACGUGCCAGAUGGCAGCGAUGGGCUGCACGACUCAGAUAGUGAUAUUCUCUGCUUGGACAGCUGUGAGGAGGAGAGCACCGACGAGGAGCCGAUGGACUCCAGUCUGCUCGAUAACUUCAGCAAUAUCCUCGACAAGAGCUUUCCCGUCAGCAGCCAGGACACGCUGGACACGAGACAAGGGUCCCUGGUCUUCUUUGACGUGAAGAUUUUGAGUAAGAUCCUAGAAAAUGAAACCAUUCAGAUGACGGUGGUAGAUGGAGAGAAAAUAUUCCCAGUCCUGAUUCAUCCAGUGAAAUAUUUGCCCACCUUGAUGGCCAAAAAUAGGGUCUACGAGAUCGGUCUGAGGAAUCUGCUGUGCCACCUCAACACUGUCCACAAGCCCAUCCUGUGUGGCUUUGGUCUCUGGUCACUCCCCUUUCCCACCCUCUUGGAAGCGUUGAAGGUCAUGAGCAAGGACGAGGAGUUCAGCACUGUUGUGUAUGGCUUCCUGGACAUUUUGCCCCUGGUUAGGGAGGAGAACCCUGAGAGGGAUAACUACAAGCUGAACAACUUGGCCAGCACUUACCACUGGUGGCACUUUGGUGACAGCAGCGCCAUGGAGAACGCCAACAUCGUGAAGUACCUGUGCGAGGUCCUGGGUGUCAAUCUGGUGAAGAAACCCAGGCUGAUCCUCAGACAAACCAGCCUGGAGUCCUUCAUCUCCCUUCAGCCUUUGGUGGAUGAGAAGCUCCUCUCCAAGCCAUCAGCCCAAACACUGGCCACCCAAAACAUCAGCCUCACUAAGCUCUGGUUCAUCUACCACCAGAAAGGCGAGAAGGGGCUCCAGGAAUUGUGCUGUUGCAUCAACACUCACAAGCACAGCUCCCAGAAGAGAGUCCGAAACCUGAGCAAGGUCAAGGUGUUCUUCCAGCGCCAGGAGCAGUUGGCUGAAAGCCAGGAGACCUCGGCAGGCAGCCAUUUCCCAGGAGCCAUAAAGAGCGAGGAAAAGUGUUGA
This is a messenger RNA of Pygoscelis adeliae (Adelie penguin), 2691 nucleotides long. RefSeq names its product protein PML-like. Gene Ontology annotation, biological process: intrinsic apoptotic signaling pathway in response to DNA damage; PML body organization; positive regulation of DNA-templated transcription. The transcript has 9 exons. Gene Ontology annotation, cellular component: nucleoplasm; PML body; chromatin. Bases 1 to 2691 code for a protein of 896 amino acids. The record is from RefSeq and is a predicted model, not a curated record. Lineage: Eukaryota; Metazoa; Chordata; Aves; Sphenisciformes; Spheniscidae. Gene Ontology annotation, molecular function: ubiquitin-protein transferase activity; zinc ion binding.